Xenia sp. Carnegie-2017 is the source of this 801-nucleotide messenger RNA. Its product is annotated as DNA-directed RNA polymerase III subunit RPC8-like. NCBI's taxonomy places the organism in Eukaryota, Metazoa, Cnidaria, Anthozoa, Malacalcyonacea, Xeniidae. Gene Ontology annotation, molecular function: DNA binding; DNA-directed RNA polymerase activity. The transcript has 6 exons. Gene Ontology annotation, cellular component: RNA polymerase III complex. Gene Ontology annotation, biological process: DNA-templated transcription; transcription initiation at RNA polymerase III promoter. The coding region runs from base 80 to 688 and encodes 202 amino acids. The record is from RefSeq and is a predicted model, not a curated record.
CCACAUGCGAAGGCAAAAUAUGUGGAGUGAAUCAGUGAUUUUCCUUUAAAAUCACUGUAAUCAUUACUUAUUGAUCACUAUGUUUCUCUUAGCUGAAAUGAAAGACACUGUGCGAAUGCCACCGACAAAAUUUGGGCUUAAUUUAAUUGAGGCAGUUACAAACGAAUUAAACAAGAAACUAGCAAAUAAAGUUGUUUACAAUGUUGGUCUUUGCAUUGCUCUGCAUGACAUCAUAGAUAUUGGAGAUUCAUUUGUUUUGCCUGGAGAUGGUGCAUCAUGCACUCCAGUCAAAUUUAGAUAUGUUGUAUUUCGUCCUUUUAUUGACGAGAUUUUGAUUGGACGAAUAAAAGCUUGCAGUCAUGAAGGUGUAACAGUUUCAAUGGAGUUUUUUGAUGAUAUUAUAAUACCCUUUGAAUAUUUACAACAGCCUUCAAAAUUUGAUGCGGAAGAACAGCUUUGGGUGUGGGAGUAUGAGACUGAGGAAGGAACACAUGAUCUCUUUAUGGAUAUUAACGAAGAAAUACGUUUUCGUGUGAUUGAUGAAUGUUUUACUGAUUUAACACCAACUGGACCAGAAAUGAUAAUUCAAGAACAGGCAGGAAAUCAAGAGGAAAAAUGCCCGUACAACAUCACAGCUACCAUUACAGAACCUGGUCUUGGGUUGCUUUCAUGGUGGGCAAAUUCUUAAAAUUGUUAAUGAACGAAAGUCUGACAUACUCUUGUAUAUGAUUGUCAAUAAUUGUUGUAUGUAAAUAUAUAAAAAUUCUUGUUAAUCUGGAGAUAACACACUGCAAACCUCAA